CUCACCUCCAGCCAGCCGCCUCCUCCUCCUAGAUCGCGCAGCCUCCACUUUCUCUUUAUACCUCUCUUCACUUGUCUUGCAGUCUCUUUUUCCUUCUCUCUGUCCUCCACUUGGCUCUCCCAUCAGCUGCUUGACAGGCUCGCUGCUCUCCAUCCAACCGCCAAGGACUCAGAGGCAGUUAGGACUAAGUCACUCUCACUGCAGCCAAAAUGGCGAUGAACAGCAUCCUCAACGCUGACAACAUCAAGAAAGCUUUAGAUGCAUUUGCAGUGGCUGACUCUUUUGACCAUAAGAGGUUUUUUGAGAUGAUUGGCUUGAAGAACAAGUCUUCUGACGACGUGAAGAAGGUCUUCAAGGUUCUGGAUGCUGACAACAGUGGCUAUAUAGAGGAGGAGGAGCUCAAAUUUGUCUUGAAGGGCUUUGCCAAAGAUGGCAGGGACCUGACAGAUAAGGAAACCAAAACAUUUUUAUAUGCAGCUGAUAAGGAUGGAGACGGCAAGAUUGGAGUUGAGGAAUUUACUGCCCUUGUGAAAGAAUAGACAUCUGUGACGACUGAUUCCACUGGACCUCCUCACCAUCAUAUCUUGGCUAUCCUUCCAUUCUUUUGACCGCAUAAUGAAUCACCAAUACACAAACACAAAUGCACGCACAAAAACAGUAUAUGAUGCCCUACAGCCACAUGCAUUCAUCCCAUUUUAUCCUUUUUAUACAAAUUGUACUUGUUUGCGCUUAUGUUUAGAAAAAAAAAAUGCCUGCAGGACUAGACCUCGCAUUAUAAAGCAAAGUAGCUACAGUAUGUGAAGAGAUUCUGAGCAAGAUAACCUAUUUUCCCUCCAUGAAUCAUCCUCUUAUUAUCUUUCUUAUCAUUAAGUUUCUCAGACAGUACUCCCUGUCCUUCUCAAAUUAACAUUCUAUUCAUCUAGCCACACAUCCGCCAAGUAAUGAGAUGUAUUAUUGUCAUGCUAUAAGAAAGCGGUUAAGCUGUGAAUGAAAAUAAAUAUGAAUAAAAUUAA
Messenger RNA from Corythoichthys intestinalis (scribbled pipefish), 1013 nucleotides. RefSeq names its product parvalbumin 6 (gene pvalb6). The transcript has 5 exons. Gene Ontology annotation, cellular component: cytoplasm. Lineage: Eukaryota; Metazoa; Chordata; Actinopteri; Syngnathiformes; Syngnathidae. The record is from RefSeq and is a predicted model, not a curated record. Gene Ontology annotation, molecular function: calcium ion binding. The coding region runs from base 210 to 539 and encodes 109 amino acids.